Messenger RNA from Hemicordylus capensis (graceful crag lizard), 9332 nucleotides. Its product is annotated as V-set and immunoglobulin domain-containing protein 8-like. The record is from RefSeq and is a predicted model, not a curated record. Lineage: Eukaryota; Metazoa; Chordata; Lepidosauria; Squamata; Cordylidae. The coding region runs from base 5398 to 6810 and encodes 470 amino acids. The transcript has 8 exons. Gene Ontology annotation, cellular component: intracellular anatomical structure.
UCCGAACCAUUAGAGACCCAGCUCCUGUGGGUCACAUACACACGACGGGGGUCUCCUGCCCUGUCCUCUUGUGCCAGCGAGUGCUCGUUUCUGCAUUCCCAGAAACUCGGCUUCCGGCUGAGUUUUGGGAAAUGGCGGUCAGGUUCCUGGCCAGAAAGAAAGGUUAUGAGAGACAGAAGCCUCCUUCAUGGCCUGCACCAGGGCUGGGCAGCUUUGGCCUGCCAGCUGCUUUUGGACUACAACUUCCAUCACCCCCAGCCAGUAGUUGGGGAUGAUGGGAGUUGUAGUCCAACAGCUGAAGGAGGGCCAAAGUUGUGCAGCCCGGUCUACAAUGCUGCUUGGAUGCUUUGUGGUCUAGGAGCCCUUGCCAAGAUGCUGACCAGUACGCACACACGCACGCAAGUAGGGUGGCAUCUCUCCUCUCCCAGUCCUGUGCCAUGACUUGCUGUGAAGUUUGCAAAAACACACACACACACACACCCCGCCGGUGAAGCAAAUGAAGGACUGAAGGUUCUGCAGAGUGGGGGAAAGUUUUGUCACCCUCCCCUCUGCAUUUCACUGGACCGCCUGAGUGAUCUUCCAGCUCCUCAGUGGCUGGAGCACUGCUGACCAGAAAAACAGCCCGAGCGGGGACGGUUCAACCGCUCCUCCUCACAGUCCUUUUGCUGAAACCUCCCCAGGCGGCCUUUUUUCAUUUUGAAACGGCCAUAUCGGGGGCCAUUAUCCACGUCCGCCGUAUAUUGUCGAGCUGGCCCUUUGCGUCCCGCUAUUUCCCCGCCUCUCAAACCGUGUAACGAUAAUCACUGCAGCAGUAGACAGGCCUGUCAUAAAGGAUUAGCUGAGAUCAGUCCGGAUUAGACAUGACGGCGCUCUAAGUGAUGGGGAAGCGUGCUGCAGGAAGCCUGGGAAGCCUGAUGCUGGUGCUAUCCAGAAAAGGCGAACUGCCCCAUGACAGGUCGAGUGUUGCUGCUGGAAGGAGAGUGUCUCCACUCGAGAAUGAUUCGCAAGAACGGUCACUGAGCUACUACGAGGGCCUCGCCUCGGGUGAGACACCGAGACGAAACAUGACUGGGCAGGAUGUUGUGAGGAAUUAUGGAAUAUUCUGGAAGAAGAGAGGGAGGAAAGGAGGAAGUCGGGAAAACUCCCAGAGUGGCGAAACCCUAUAUUUCACAGCUUUGUUUUCACACUGGAUCCAGAUCCUGGAAGCCUGUCUCCUUCCAAAAAGACAAGUAGAUUUAGGAGUUGCGUCCCUGUAUCUUCAAGGAAGACAAAAGCAUCUGAGAUGUCUAAUUUAGAAGAAAAAAAAUUGACCCAAGGGAGACCUGGGUGAUGCUUAUAAAACCAGGAAUGAUAUGUUUCUCGUUCCCUUGGAGUCACCUGGUGACACUGUUGGCAACAAUCUGAGGGCUUGCAAAAGGAGGUGCAUCUUUGCUUGCUGCACAGUCAACCUGUGGAAUUCACUGCCACAAGGUGCGACAAGCCACCUUGAGUUGGCUUUAAAGAUUAGACCAAUUCAUGGAAGAGGGUAGGUCUCUUGACCGCUAUUCCCCUGGGUAGCUAAAUGGAACGUCCAUGUCCAGAGGCAGUCUAUCUCUGAGUAUCUGACAAUGUGGGUAGACAGCAGAGUCCCUUUAUGCCUGCCUUGGUGGGCUUUCAGGAAAUCUGGCUGGGUGCAGCUGGAAACAGAAGGCAGCAGUAAGCAACCGGCCUAGAGAGGAGGGCGCUACUUUUUCCUCCAAGAGAACUUGAGCGCCCAGAUGCCUGGAUUUUAAUCACGACGGCUAUUAGCUGUAAUGGCUAAAUAAGAGCCUCCAUGUCCAGGGGCAGUCUACCUCUGGAUCAUGAGGACAAACAGCGGAAGGGCAGUUGCCUUCAUCCCCUGCUGCUGAGCUUCCCUUAGGAGUUGGGAAAUCUGCCCAGUUUGCUGCCUGCAGCAAGGCUGCAGUAAAUAAAACUCAGCCCGAGUCCUGGCAAGGCUGUAAUUAAAUUUCUUAGGUCCUCAGCCUGCCCAAUGGCACUGCCAAUUCUUGCCACAUAUUCAUGGGCAGUACUCCCAAAAAAGAGGAAAACAAACAGCUGCGAGAGAAGAACUGCGGGAAACCAGCUUGCUUCUGUUCGAAAUGUCUCGUGUAUUUGAUUUUUUCCCCCUGGCCAAACCGCUUCAGCUUGUGACGAGUGCCUCUUUACUCACUUAGGCUAAUUUUAAAUGUUCCUCUUUUGCAUCUCCAAAACUGUUGACACUGAGGAACAAGUUUUGGGAGUUCGAGGAAGUCUAGGGAAGGCCUUGCACAACAGCCUUGCAAGGCGGGGUGUCUCCCAGUUGCUUUACUGGCCAGCACACUGGCUGCUGCUUCAAACUGAACGUGGUAAGGUGCUCUCCUCAAACUCACAAGUAUCUGACCGGCCCGAAUCCCAAGCUCUAAUUAGAGGCCGAUUUAAUUAAAGUGAGCUCAGUGCUGUAGCAAUUGGCAUCAGCAUAGGCCCAAGCGGGCCCCACCUAGAAGGGCUGCUCGAGAGAAUGGAAUGCUGACUUCCUGGAAAGUCGGCUUUCAGGUGCAGCAAAGUACCCGUCAGCGGCAGCCAGGCUCCCUGGGACUCAAUGACCCCAGAAGCCUGCCAUUGUCAAAGAAUGCCUUCAUCCUGAAUUGCGCAAGUGGUGGUCAGGAGGCAAGGGGCAGUCUUCACAAGGCCGCUAUUGGUUCAGGCGGGAGGGGGAGUUUUGUGGUUUCCUGUUUUGGAUCCUUGAAGCGGAGAGCCUGAGGUGGCCCAGUGUGGACGUAGCAUUCCUGAUCUCCUAACCAUGGUUAACCAUUAGCAGUCGUGGUGGUGGGGAGCUAGGAGCAGGAAGAGCCAAAGCCAGACCCCCAAUCAGCCAUGAAGCUCACUGGCGAACUUCUGCUGAUCUUUGUGUCUGCCUAACCCACCUCUUAGGGUGGUGGUUGAGGAUAGAAGUGAGGGAAGACAACAAUGGCUGAUGCUCUGAGUUCCUUGGAGGAAGAGUGGGGAUGGGGAGUAGUAAAUGUUUCAAAUCAGUAUCCUACCUUGGGCUCAUGAGCUUGCUCUUCCCUUCCUUUUUGGAACCACCCAUGGUUAGCAUCCCAUGUGUGAACCAAGGUUUGGAAACCCCCCUUUUUUGCACACUAGUGUAUGAGCUAACCAUGGCUAGUGUCAAGACUAUAGUGCAUGUCACCUGGGUUAUCUCCAAUAAGGCAAGUAGGGGGCAAUUCACAUAAGAUGAAGGGAUCUAAGGAAGAGGCAAACACGCAAGUCACCUAGCACACUGAGUCACCUGGCCAUGGUUCCAGGAGUGGGGUUCUCCGUAGGCUCACUUCUUCCCUCUUUCUCUCCAAAUUCUCCCUUCCUUUCCUCUUUGGAGCCACACAAGGUUAGCGUUCCAUGUGCAAUCUGGAACUUGGAAGCCUAGUUCUAAACCUGCUUUGUACAUCCAGGUUUGCAGCUAACCAUGGUUACCGUUGCAACCGGCACACGAGUAACAUCGCACCAUUGUCAACUCCAAAAAGGCCAGGGAGUGGGAUGCCUCUUACUUAGCACUUGUUCAGUGCCAUCCAGAUACAUGGCGCUUUCCACAGAAUGAAAGAUUUGGUCCUUGCCUCAAGAAGGAGCUGGCAUUCCAGAUAUCUCUGCAAGGGAGACAGCAGAGGAAGGAGAAGGGAGGCAGGGUGAGCAGAAAGUACCGGGGGAAAGAGCAACGGUUGCUUUAAAUGGUGGAUUUUCCGGUGGAUUCGGAGAUCUGUGGUGCAGCCAGAGAGAAUCAGAAUUUGCAGCUCCUGGUGAGGGGUUUUGCCCCAUAUUCGUUGGGCGAGCUAUGCAUCUUGUUGGUUUUCUUGCCUGAAUUUGAGGCUGGGCCAUGAAUUUGAGAUGAAUGCCUGAAAGCCAUUUGGAACUAGGAAGUGAAGAUACCAAGUUGCUGUCUAACCCGCCUCAUUAAGCAAACAGAUGGAUUUUUUUUUCCCUAGUAGUUGCCAGCCCUAUGGCGGGUAAUUAGGACUUCCAUGGACAGAGGCAGUAUACCUUGGAAUGCCGGUGUGGGUGGCAUGCAGGUGCUUGCUUUCAUCCCCUGACCUGCCUUAUUAAAGAAACAAAGGGGGGGGGGAAUUAGUCAAAUCUCAUGUCUGUGUCAACAACUAUUAGCUAAAUGCAGCUUUCGUGGAUUGUAGCAUGUCCAUUUGAAUACCAGAUGCUGGGAGACAAACAGCAGAGGAAGGCCCCCGAGCCUUGCUUGUGCACUUCUCGUCACCUGGCUGGUCACUGUGUUGAAAAAGAUGCAUACGUUUCCAUCCACUUUGCUCAUGCCCUUACUACCAACAUUGAGCAGGGUUCCCAUAGCCCUGUACGGUCUCUCAUAAUUACCUUGUGCAAAUGCAGAAAAUAAUAUUGGGCCGCAGGAUUCAGCGUGCGGAGAAACGUAGCUUCCAUUAAAAAAAAAAAGAUCAAGGUUCUAGUCCUUAAGAUUGUCUUUGACAUUUUAAAGACAUUUUUAAGGACUAGAAACUUGAUCUUUUCCCCCUCCCCCAGAGAGGCAACCCAAAGAGCCUGUUGCAAGUACAGAACAAUCAAAGGUCUUGCGGCACCUUAAAUAUGAACAGGUUUGUUCUGGUAUUGGGCUUUCAUGGGCCAGAGCCCGUCUGGAAUCUCGGAAGCCUGGGGUGGGGGUUGUGUAUGGGUCUGUGCAUGAUCCGUCCUGGCCUACCAUCCAGGGUGGUUGAAAGGAUCACUGAGCUCAGGCCUUGUGGAGCGUUCCCAAACACUCCUUCAAACCAAAGGAUGCUUAUUACUAUUAUUUUUCUAAGAGGACUUUUGAAACCAGGGAGGUACCUGAGCUGCUUCUGUUUUUAUAGAGACCGGUUGGCCGCUUUUUGUGAACGGAGGGACGUCCCUGUGGAAACGUCUUCAUGCCUUGCCUGUUCAUUCAGCCCUCUGUGUGUAUGUGUGCAUCCCAAUGCUCGUUUCCUCUGCCCUUUAAAUUAUAUCUCCGUUUAGUUUGCAGAAGAGUCACCGCCAACUCCCUCCAGGGUGUCAAGGUAAUUGCAGAGCUCAGGGUGGCUCCGCGGCAGAGUUCUCUUCCUUCUUGAUCAGGGAUGAUAGAAAGGGAGUCUCGUCCGUCUCAGCGGGCCACGCCAGGGAGACACGCCCUUGCAGUGCUGGAGACUCAGACCGCAUCGUAAGGGAGGCACGGAGUCAAGGUUGGAGGCACUCCGUCACCUGCCUCAGUCAACCCAAAGGAAUCCUGACCUCAGAGAGGAAGCCAGUCCAGGGAGGUAAAAACAGAGCCGUGCUGGAGGAACUCGCUCACUCACUGCCUCUGACAGCCUGCAGGUUGCUUGGGAUCCUGCUGCCCUCUCUCCCAGUGGUUGCCCAGAAAACCAUCUGCCUGACAUGGCACAGCCAAAGCAGGGUCAGCUCCUACUCUUCUGCCUCCUUCUAGCUGCCGGUUCGGCGGUGAGAAUCAACGAAGAGGGGCAGAAAGUCAUCUACGUCCCCAAAGGGGAGUCGGUCAACCUAGGCUGCCCUUUCUCUUCGGACCCAGAAGACAACACGCCCGACAACGACUGGGAUAUUGAGUGGAGGCAGGUGAAGCCGGGCCCACACCAGCAGGGCAACCCGUUGUUGGGAUACCACGAUCACCGCGUCAUCCAUGGUGGGCCUGCUGAUCUCCAGCAGAGGGUGGGGUUCAUGUCUCCUGACCCGAGUCAGUAUGAUGCCUCGAUGCAGCUUCGUGACUUACAGAUCGCCGAUUCAGCCACGUAUGAAUGCACGGUGAAGAAAACCACAGAGGCCACCCGUAAAGUCACGAUUACUGUGCAAGAAAGACCAUUGGCACCCGAGUGCUACAUCAUUGGCGACAUAGCCUAUGGACAAGACAUCACCCUGCGCUGCAUCUCUUCUAUGGGCUCCCCGCCUCUCCAAUACCGCUGGACCAUGACGCAUGGGAAGCAGUUCCGGGACUGGAUUCCUGGUAGAGGAACAGUUGGCUCUGUCCCCGGCGACUAUCACAUCUACGACUUGUGUGAUGACGAUGUAGGAACCUACCAGUGCAGUGUGGGCAACAACGUGGGCAUUGCUUAUUGCUCGGUGGAGAUCAGCUUCAACGGAUUCAACCGUGGCUGGAUCAUCGGGGGCUCCAUCCUCAUCAGCCUCCUCGCCCUGGCGCUGAUCAUCGGGGGCAUUAUCUGGUGCUGUUGGUGCUGCUGCUGGGGGAAGGGCUGCUGUGGGGGUUGCCUGGGCUGCUACUGCGGGACGGACUACUGCUGGGACUGCUGUUGCAGCUGCUGUCGCGGAGGCCAGAAGCAGGAGCAGUGUGGCGAGACCAAGGCCAGCGAGAUCUGCGUGGAUGCCGACGCGCCCCCGAGCAGGCCCUGCAGCCAGGCCUUCAGCCGGGUGAGCAGCCUCCAUUCCCUGCUCGGCUACCAGACGCGGACCCCGCAGUACGCCCAGUGCCGCAAGUACGCGCCCCCCAUCGUCCAGGUCAAGAUGACGUCUCCCCCCGACAGCGACGUGAGCAUGGUCCUGACGCCGGAGAUCCCGUCUCCCCCCAGCUCGGAACAGGGCGACGCCGCUGACCCCUUCUACCCUGUGAAAGGGAGGGACCCCUACGCCCCUGGGGACUACACCAAGGGGGAGAGCCGCGACAUCUCCACCCCGCGGCCCCACAUCUACUCCAACCCGCACCAGUUCUCCACGGUCACCUCAGACCCCGGCUGCGUCCGCUGGAAAAAUGGAGACACCAAGGCUUACAAGGGGGCGGUCACGAUGAUGCGGUCACCCAGCAAGGAGGGGCUUUUGAUAUAAGUCGGACGUGGGGCGUUGGGGAAGGGCGGGGGGAGGGACAUGAUGGUGGUAAGUUCCGCGCUUAAGAAACUGCUGUCUGCGGAGUCAGAGCCUUGGUCCACCUGGCUCUGACCGGCAGCAACUCUCCAGGGAUUUCAAAUGGGGUCUUCCCCAGCCCUGUGUGGAGAUGCCAGGGAUUAAACCUGGGACCUUCUGCUAGCGAAGCCGAUGCGCUCCCACUGGGUGACCGUCCCUCCCUUUCAGUGUUUCCGAUUUCCCACCCUUCAACUCUGGGGCCAGAGAUCUCAGUUUGUUGGCCAGCAUGGGAUGCAAUCAGCAUCCAUUCCCUGUCGUCAUAUAUGAAUUAAUGAACGAUGUCCCAUGUGUUGGACACCCACAGUUAGGGUUAGGGCCGGGUAGGGAAGCCAGGGUUUGACUCCCCACCAGGUACCUUGUCUACCUUGCAGGGGUGUUGCAAGGAUUCUUAAGGAAAUAAUGUACGUGUAAAGCAUUUUGUUCCAAAGUGCUAUACACAUGCUGAGUAUCUCUCUCUCACACACCAUGCACAAUUCUAUAGACUUCUCUCUUGUCUCCCCUCAGUUGCCUUUUUUCUAAACUAAAAAGACCCAGAUGUUGUAGCUUUGCUUCAUAAAGAAGAAGAUGUCCUAGGCCCCUGAAGCAAACUCCCCUCUCUCAGCCUCUCUUCCACAAAUGCAAUACGGGUUUUUUUUGUUUUUUGUUUAAUUACCCUAAAGGGUUGUUGUGAAGAUAAGACCUAUGAAGCACUAUACAAAUGCUAAGUAUUAUUUUGGUGGCAGCUUUGAAUGUUUACUGGAAAAAACUCCACCACAGAUGCGAAGAGGCAGUAUUAGAAGAACAGCAUUGCACAUUGUGAAAACUGCUUGAUCUUUCACGAGCAUCUUUUUAUACAGAAAAGGACUGCAGACUCUAGAAGCAGCCCAUCCCAAGGCUUGGUUCCUUGGAAGCAAAUCCCACUCAAUUCAGGGGGGCUUACUCUCGAGUAAAUGUGCAUAGACUGUACCCCCUGGUACAAAUGUCUCACUAAAUGAAGUGGGCGGGGAUCCAUGUUUUGAGACCGCAUACGUUCUCUGGCGAGAUACAGUUGAUCACGUACUGAUGUCAGUUGUUUGAUUUGUUAACAGCGUGGCCGUUUUAAAUGUUUAUUUUGGAGGCUGUUCUCAGUCCAGAAGCUGGGAUUUUAAGAACUGCAUAUCAGACAGCAUUUUCAUUGUUACGUGUGUGUGUGAGUGUGUAUGUUUUGUGUUGUUAAGUUCUUUUUAAGUGUUACUCUCCUGCAAGUUUCCCAAGAAUACGUAUUUGUUUCUGAGAUGUUUCCUCUGAACAAAAGCAACAUGGCUGGAAACAUGUUUGGAACUUUAAAUUUAUUUCAUUGUGUUGUGGUUCAAUAAAUCACCUGUGUGCCUUAUUGAUGGACUAAUUUUCAUGGGGAGGGCAGUGGGAAAACGCCAGAGUCCCAAAUUUCCCCUUCCAGAUGCUUUUUGCAAAAAUGCAGCCAGUCGCAGAUCUCUGGAAUCUUGUCUGUGGCCCUCAGACUAACCUACCUCAAAGGGUUGUUGUGAGACUAAAAGCAGGUGGUUACCUUGCACUGCUUUACAGGAAGGGCGGGAUAAAAACUGAGCAGUAAAUAAGCAAUGUUUUGUUUUCUGCUAUUUGUCCUGGCUUUGAGAUGAGGAUUUUUGAUUGGCCUGAGUCAUCUGAGUGACUACAUCGUGUGCAUUGUCUUUGAGAUUGAGAUCCACCUAUUGGUGGCUUUGGCUGCAGCAGAAUUAACACCCAGCUAGAUAAAAAAACACACACCACAAUUUUGUUCUUUCCCAGGCACCUAAUUUCCAAGGCCGAGGUAGUAAUUGAGAGAUGAGGCUUGGCUAGUGCUUAAUUAAAAACAAAAAUAAAAUGAUAACAAAAAUAACACACUAAGCCCUAGUUACGUCCUGUCUUCCGAUUACUACCUUGGCUUUGGAAAAUGAGGUGCUUGGGAGAAGAAACAAAACUAUCCGUUAAUCUGUUUUUUUUCCGGUGGGUUAGUGAUGCAUCACUUGGCUGCAACCAAAACAAAUGUUGUCUCUUCAAAGGCGAUAGAACUGAACUACAGCAGGAGCUUUUUCUGCACUAGAGAGCACUUUGUUAGAUACAUGCAAAGUGGUCACCUUAGGGCAGGGCUGCCGAUGUUGGACUACAACUCCCAUCAUCCCUGACUCUUGGCCACUGUGGCAGGGGAUUAUGGUAGUCCAGGAAAAUGGGGGGCGGUGGGCAGUUGUGCCUUAGGGGGUAACUCUGGGUUCAUUCCAACAUCAAGAAGAAACGUGGUUAAAUCUUGGUAUGUGGAAAUGGCUUGUUGCAAAGAAAAAGAUUUACCAAGUAAAAGAUUGUGUUUAAGUGUAUUGUUGUUGUUGUUAUUAUUAUUAUUUCUGUUGUUGUAACUUGUCUUAUUGUGAGCUACCCUGGCCAUGAUUUUGUGGGAAAGGGGGUGUAUAAAUAAAUGUGAUUGGUUGACUUUAAAA